Paramuricea clavata is the source of this 459-nucleotide messenger RNA. The record is from the annotation of a GenBank genome assembly. Lineage: Eukaryota; Metazoa; Cnidaria; Anthozoa; Malacalcyonacea; Plexauridae.
AUGGGUCAGAUUAACAACGAUGAUCCUGAAGUCAAACAUCAAGUUGGAAGUAAUGAAACUGUGAUUGAUGAUCUAAAUAAUCCUACGAACCAAUUGAUACACUCCAUUUCCUCAUGGCAUCAGUUGAAGAAAGUAAUAGCCGUAUUUCUUCGCACAAAGAAGAUUCUACGAGACAGGAUACAAGCUCGUUCAAGUGUAAACAACGAAAACUUCAUCGCAAACAGUCACUCCAACUCCCUCUCUGCUGAAGACCUAGCCCAAGCUGAGAUCGCCAUCGUAAAGUUCAUUCAGUUAACUACGUUUCACAAAGAGAUAAUGUGUCUUAGCAACAUCAAGCUCGAAGACUCCGCAGACUACCGGAAGUUUCAGAAAAACAAAAAAUUGACUAUCAAGAAAGUCAGCUCGAUCCAUCGUCUCGAUCCAUACCUUAAAGACGGAAUCCUUAGAGUUGGAGGUUGA